Debaryomyces fabryi is the source of this 1200-nucleotide messenger RNA. It is a transcript of the gene RPC53, whose product is annotated as DNA-directed RNA polymerase III subunit. The transcript has a single exon. Bases 1 to 1200 code for a protein of 399 amino acids. Gene Ontology annotation, molecular function: DNA binding. The record is from RefSeq and is a predicted model, not a curated record. NCBI's taxonomy places the organism in Eukaryota, Fungi, Ascomycota, Pichiomycetes, Serinales, Debaryomycetaceae. Gene Ontology annotation, cellular component: RNA polymerase III complex. Gene Ontology annotation, biological process: transcription by RNA polymerase III.
AUGUCGAAUAGAUUGGAGUCAUUGAAUUCCAAAAAGCCAUCUUCUAGUCCUAAACCUUCUUUAAGGUUUAAGCCUAAGGUUGUUGCUAGAAAAAGUAAAGAAGAAAGAGCGAAAGAAGCACCAAGUCAAAUCAAGCAAGAAAAUGGAGACCAUAAACCACCAGGAAGAGAUCACACAUCAGGUAGAGGAGGACACAGUAAACGUGGUGGCCGCGGUAAUUAUAGUGGAACACACUUGGUUUCUGCGGGACCUUUGGCGUCGGGAUCAGUAUCUAUAGGUAAUGCUAAUGGGUCUAAGCUAGGUUUGACUAGGGAUAGGGCGUAUAAUUCAGUGUCACCUACUCCGGAGUUUUUACAAAGUUUGAAAUUAAAGGAUCUGAAAUUGAAAUCUAAGUCGCCCACACCAUCCAGAGACGAUGAGUCGGACGAGGAGGACCCCACUAAGAUUGAUAUGAACAAAGAAUACAGAUUUGCGGAUGAAGAAACAAUAUUAUUUCCAGUUAGACCAGAAAGAGAUGAAUACUUAGCAGAUGAUUUAAUCCAUCCUGUGCAAUCAAAAGAAACGUCUACUGAACCUGAAUCUAAUGAAGGUUUUGAGGCCGAACCAUCGCCUGUCAAAGAUGAACCAAUUGAGACUAAAUUAGAACAAAUAAAGGAGCAUAAGGCACAACUUGAAACAAAAAUUACUGAAACAGUUGAUGUUUUAAACCAAGAAGAGAGCACUAAGAUUAUAAGCGAUCAUCAGGCAAUUUUGAAUUUGGUGACUGAAAAAUUCAAUGGGUUAAAUACUGAACCUAAUGACGAAACAACGAAAAACAAUAGUUAUACUUUAUUCCACUUACCAAACGUUUUACCUGAAUAUAAUAACCAAGACACUACCGCCGAUCAACUAAACACGAAAGACGAUUGCAAAACAACUAUCUUUGCAUCCGAAGUUCCAUCCUUACGUGGGCAGAUCGGGCAUUUAAAUAUUCAUAAGUCUGGUAAAAUUUCUAUUAAUUUGGGUAAUAACAACAAUCUCGCAGUUUCUCAAGGCUCUGCUGCUCACUUCUUACAAGAAGUUAUAAUGCUUGAAAUGAAUGAUACCGAUAAUAAAGAAGAUGUUGAAAUGAUGAAUCAAGAUGGAGAAAAGAUUAAAGGGAAAUUAUAUCGUUUCGGUCAAGCAGAAAGCAAAAUUAUUGGAACACCUGCAAUCCAUUGA